Chenopodium quinoa (quinoa) is the source of this 822-nucleotide messenger RNA. RefSeq lists its product as uncharacterized. The transcript has 4 exons. Bases 25 to 822 code for a protein of 265 amino acids. NCBI's taxonomy places the organism in Eukaryota, Viridiplantae, Streptophyta, Magnoliopsida, Caryophyllales, Amaranthaceae. The record is from RefSeq and is a predicted model, not a curated record.
UGAUUAAAUUUGACAACUCUGUUGAUGGCUUACAUAGCUCCGCAUAAACGGUUGUCAAAGAACCAAGAGGGCCCCCCUCCUAAGCCCGUCCUUCCCAACUUCAAUAAGAGUCUUGAUUUAAACUCAUCAAGAUCAAGUUCUGAUAAGAGGAGGGAAAAGUUUACCACAUAUGCAAAGAACGUCGUUUAUGCUAGUCACUCUAUAUCAAGAUGGCUGGCAAUUCCAUCAAUGGAUGACAUGCAGCUUUCGUCUUCAUUAAGUUUGGCACCAGUUAACUUUCAAUCUACAGAGUUUAAACCUGGAGAGAAAUUAUUCAGUUUAGUUAACGGUCUGUCACAACAAGAGAGCCAUGACACUAAGAGCUGUCGCUUGGAGCAUAUGUGGGAGUCGGUUGCUGAAACUGUACAUGCAGAUCUGCUUUCAGCUUUUCAGAAUUUAAGAAAUGAAUUGGUGGAUCAACAUCUGGAAGAAUCCAAGACAGCUGUUGUUGCUCGAUUUGGCAAAGUGCUUUUUCGUCGGAAUCCUUCAUGCAACCUAGAUCUGGUCAAAGAAAGCUCGGUUUCUGAAUCCCGUAUAAAGCAGCUGAAAAGAAUUUUCUAUACUAAUGUUCCUGUAGAAUACAUGAAACACAUUAAAGAGACAGUUCUGCCAGAGCUCGGUGUUCAUUUUAAUGAAGAAAAAGACGUAUAUCGUGUAAAGCUUGCUGAUGCCAAACGAUCGGAAUCAAUCGUAUCUUGCAAAUUCAGAGUUAAUAAAGAUGAAAAUAAACUUGAACUGUACAAGGCAAGUGCUUUGAUUUUAGCUGUUCAAAGCAUGAGUUAG